This is a messenger RNA of Vicia faba (fava bean), 615 nucleotides long. The record is from the annotation of a GenBank genome assembly. NCBI's taxonomy places the organism in Eukaryota, Viridiplantae, Streptophyta, Magnoliopsida, Fabales, Fabaceae.
AUGGCAAAACAUGUCAUGAAAACUCAUGACCUUAAGUUUGCAAGUAGACCAUCUUUCCUAGGACUAAGAAAAUUGUCAUACAAUGGUUUAGAUUUGGGUUUUGCACCUUAUAGUCCUUAUUGGAGAGAGAUGAAAAAACUUUGUGUUCUUCAUCUCUUUAGUUCUCAACGUGUUAAAUCUUUUAGGUCCAUUAGAGAAAAUGAAGUGGCCCUAUUGAUUCAAAAGUUGUCACAAUAUGAUGGUGAUGAAAAAGGUGUUAACUUGAGUGAAGCAAUGAUGUCUUUCACAAAUACACUUAUAUGUAAGAUAGCUUUUGGGAAAAAGUAUGAUUUUGAUUAUGGAGAAGUUGAAUUGGGAAGUGGAGUAAGGAAAAGUAGAUUACAUCUUUUGCUUAAUGAAGCUCAAGCUUUGUUGAGUGAAUUUUACUUUUCUGAUCAUUUUCCAUUGUUGGGUUGGGUUGACAGAGUUAGAGGAACUCUUUGGAGGCUUGAAAAAACCUUCAUGGAGUUGGAUUUGAUAUACCAAAAAGUCAUUGAUGACCAUAUGGAAAAUUCAGCAUGGCCUAAAACUAAGGAACAUGAAGUAGUUGAUACAUUGAUAUCUUCUUGCAAAUGA